Messenger RNA from Aplysia californica (California sea hare), 6030 nucleotides. RefSeq names its product neuronal PAS domain-containing protein 4B. Gene Ontology annotation, biological process: regulation of transcription by RNA polymerase II. Gene Ontology annotation, molecular function: RNA polymerase II transcription regulatory region sequence-specific DNA binding; DNA-binding transcription factor activity, RNA polymerase II-specific; protein dimerization activity. NCBI's taxonomy places the organism in Eukaryota, Metazoa, Mollusca, Gastropoda, Aplysiida, Aplysiidae. The record is from RefSeq and is a predicted model, not a curated record.
GUGAUGCACGUGCGUGGUCACUUCAUCCGUGUGUCGGAGCCCGGCAGCCCCGUGGACGGUCAGUGCGUGUUCAUGGCCACCUGCUCGCCCCUGAUCACCCCCGAGCUGAAGGAGAACCUGGUGCAGAACAACACCAUGGUGUUUAAGACGGUGCACCAGCUGGACAUGACUGUCAUGGAGGUCACUAAAACUGCUGAGUUUCACCUGGGCCGGUCAAGCGAAGAACUGACCAAACAGUCGUGGUACGCCAUGCUGCACCCGGAAGACAUCCACGAGGCUAAAGAGAAACACGUGCAGUUGAUUCGCUCCAACCAUGAGAUGGGUUCUAUGAUGACAGUCCGCAUGCUGCGUGGCGACGGGACACCAUUCUGGGUCAACAUCGUGAUGCACGUGCGCCAAGCGUCACUGUCACAGAGUGACGAGCCCUUGAUUGUGUGCGUCAACCAAGUCAUCGAUGGCCAAGAAGCCUACCAGAUCAAAGUACAGAGUCACAUGUUCUCCAUGUACCCGAGCCGGGCGCACGAGCUGUGGAGCUCCCAGCUCUCCUCGGUCACCUCCAGCCCAGACAUGGCCAUGGGUCACUGGGUCCAACAGAACGGGUCAGCGUCCGUCCCCGUCCCAGGCUACCAGGCCUCCAUGCCGGGCUGCAUGACCCCCCACGGCCGCCCGUCCAUCUACCACGUCCAGUGCCCGCCCGGGAUGACCAUGAGCCAGGGGAAUAAGUCUGUGGUUGGCCUCCCUUCCCCAACCUUCAACGCCGCCUCCGCGAUGGUGCAGUCGGACCGGCUCAAGGCCAUGCUCAAGAGGAAGAUUCAGGGGCCGCAAUCGGCCUCCUGCCGGCCCAACAAGAUGGCCAAGACGAGCUGGAGCAUGGAUGACUGCAGCAGAGGUCAGGGGUAUAGCGAUGUGAACAGCCGGAACGUUCCCCUGAUGGAGCACUACGGACAAGUUCCCAUGGCGAUGUGCCUUGAGGGUCAAGGUCAAUCUAUGCAAGUGCUGCAGCCCAGCAAUUACAGAAUGGGUGUACUGACUGCCAGGAAGUCUCCGGAGGUUCUGGCCUGUCAAGCAAUGGUGGCCCCGUCACUGUCAAAAGUGGGAGGACACAUGUCUGCCUCGGAGCAAGUUGUUCCAGACGUGAACGUGCCCGAUUCUUUCCUGACUCCAGAUCCAUCACCCAUUUCGUCCCCACAACCUUCGUCUAACGUCUCGAUCAAGACUGAGGUGAUGGAUCCCGAGGAAGCGGCAGCUCAGAACAAGAACUCCACCUCCAUCCUACAGGCUCUGGAGAAGCUGGCGGCGCUCACGCAAGAUGCCAAGAAGACGGAGAAGGUGGCGGCUGUGCCGUCGCCCCCUCGCGCCAGUCUGACACAGAGCGCUAGGCCCGACACAACCAGUGUGUCACAGAGGAGGAAGGAGCUCCCCAUCUUCGAUGCCUUUGAAAUUGAAACGUUUUUCGACACUCUGGACAUCCCAGAGCUCAAGCCAAAGGCGUCGGCCAAGAUGGAGAUCAAGACGGAGAUCAAGCAAGAGUUCCCGACGGAGAAGAUGUGUCCGGGGAACAUCCCCAACAUCCUGGCCCUGAAGGAAGAACAGUGUACUGUGCCUGUCUACAAAGCCUCAUCAAGCCCUCAACAUGGUUCACCAGCAGCAGCUGCAGCCGCGACCACUGGUACUGGGAGUGAGAGCAGGUUCCAAAGCCCGUUCCCGUUCCAGUCUCCUUGCGAGAUGAUUGUUCCUGGAGAGAUGACUGGUGGCCACAGCAGCCAAGCGGCGGUGAGGAGUCCGGUGAUCAGCAGCAGCCCCAGCCCCGGCAGCCCGUCAAGUGACCUUCACGGGAGCCAGGGAUCGAUGGCCGGCUCUCCCCAGUCCUCCGUGGCCUCACCAGAAGGAAGCUUUCAGGACCUGCUCAGCUGCUUUUCAGACGAUGGCCUUGACCUUUCCCCAUUACAGAUGGACCCACGAAGCAACAUCCUUGACUCGUCGGUCAGCGAAGACCUACUGGACGACCCUGCGGAGACCAGCUUCCUCAGCGCCUUCUACACCAACACCAGCCCCGACUUUGACAAGAGCAGCAACCGUGGCGGGCAGAAGCUGGGGAGCCCAGGCCUGCCGGAAGAACUCAGCCCUCACUCCACUUCCUCUCUGCUGGCUGGGGAGGAGGAGGAGGCGAUGGGCGAGGGUUCGGACUUCACCCUGGCCAUGGCCCUGGAGAGUUUGGGCUCGGACGAUGAAGCUUGUGCCACUAGCCUCAAAGCCCGGGAUGUUCUCGGCAUGUCUGAUGAGCUCAAGCAGCUGGACCUCCUGCUGGGUGCCUUCUGAGGGUCUUCUCCGCACAGUCAAACACAGCCAGUAGGCUUCUUCCUUUUGGUGUAACGCGCGCGCGUGUCACUGUCGCACUAGUUUGUGUAACAGGCGCGCGUCGCUGUCACACUUGUCCCACCCACACUGUAUGGCAUAUUGUCAUGUGUAUCUUAUGACCCGGCUGCUGGACGGCUGGAGCUGCUGACACGUCCGCAGCGCGCUGACCCCCCGUGACAUCAGUCGCUGACAUGCGCACCGCUGGUUCGGGCCUCGUCGGCGCUGACUGUCACAACGCGCGCUGCGCCGCGUCGCACGUCAUAAAGCUGCGGGCAGCCAGGAGAGAGAUGAUGUGUGCAGCGUAUUCGCCCGGUCUCGUAUGCCGCAUCCUCAUCAUCGCCAUCGUCGUCGAAAUACUACAAGAAGGCGGGGAAAUCUAUGUUUUUAAUCGAAAAGUUUUCCUUUGUAAAGCCUUGUUCUGUACCCAAUGUAGAGUAGGUUUCCUAGACAGAUAUUGUUCUCUAUUCCGGAAUGUUCUUUAGCGUAAGUGGCUCUUGUCUGCCGUGGGCUGAUAUAUAUAUAUAUAUAUAUAUAUAUGUGUGUAUAUAUAUAUAUUCGCCUGGUGUAGCCCACGGUGCUGUGUCCUUUCUCGGACCGUGAGCCGCUUGCACUAAAGCAACACUCCGACUUUGAUACCUGCUGGAGAAGUAGAACGACAUUUACAGGGACGAUCGGAGCUCGGCGCUGAUGCCGCUGAGGCUCUUAGUGGAACCUUUGACUUUUUCUGUUGUCCGGACUGACUGCAAGAACUUUGCUUGAAAGCUGCAGAGCCAAGCAACUGGUACAACUGUUCCUCCAGUUGUGUGUUCACCGUGUCCUCUGUCAAACUGUGAAACGGAUCCAAGUAAUUCAUUCUAUUGUUGAUAUGAUGCAUAAUAUCGCCCUGAUUCAUUUUAUCUGGUGUUCAUUCUGUUAAUAAGGUUCAUGAGAUCACUUACAGGUAUACUAGGAAGUCAUCAUCAUUAUGUUUAGUAUUGAAAAAUGUGUUGUUCAUCAAAUCACUUUCAGAUUUUUAAUGAGAAGUCCUCAUUAUUUGGCAUUGAGAAUAAUUUUGUUAUUCAUUAAAUCGCUUUCAGAUGUCGUGCUUACUGAAUGUAGAGCUAGCCAGAAAGCCAGAGGUUUUUGUUCUAUACUCGCAAAAGUUCCCCCACCCCCACCCCCACCCCACCUGCUUUGGUCAUCAACCUUUGAGUGUGUCUGUUUCAAAGUUCCACUCAACUGUUACUGAUUUCAGUUGCUGCUGGUUUGAGGUUUUAAAGUUUGCAUCAAAAUGCUUGUGUAGGCUCACUCAAAAGUUAGCCCUUGAUUUGUUGCUCUUAGAAGGCCAGGAGGUCAAUGUUUGUUCCGCUGGAAAGUUUGGCCCGUAGCUGCGCAGAAACAUGGCUGGGGUAUAUUUUUUGCGUUUGUGUACUUUGAAGUGCUUGGAUUUUUUGUUCAUUAUUUUUGUGUAGGUCAUCUCGUUUUUAACGGUGACCAGAAAUAGCAAUUCAUUGCAUUGUAGCCUAUCUGUCACUGGUUGGCGAUGGCUUUGCCGCUUUUAAAAUAUUUUUUGGUGUUCAUAGCCAUAUAUAUUGUUUUGUAGCUUAUCCGUCAUCAGUUGAUGAUAGCAUUGCCAGUUUUCUUCAUUUUUUAUUGUUCAUAGCUAUUGAUUGCUUCAUAGCUUAUCUGUCACAAGUUGAGGAUAACUUUGCCUGUUUUUUUAAUUCAUUUGUUGUGUUUAUUAUAGCUUUUGAUGGCAGCAUAGCUUAUCCGUCACUGGUUGAGGAUAACUGCCAGUUUAUUCAUUUUAUUGUAUUGUUCUUAGCCAUUCAUUCAUUGUUUCAUAGGCUUAUCCAUUACAGGCUGAAGAUAGCUUUCCCAGUUUUCUUCUUCUUUUUUUUUUGUUCGUACUCAUUGAUUGCAUUGUAGCUUAUCCGUCACUGGUUGAGGAUAGCUGUACCCAUUUUUGUUUGAAUUAUUUUUUUUUUCCAUUUUGUUUUGUUUGUGUUUACAUUUGCGCUGUGCUGGGAUGUUUUGUGCGGUGUAGGUGAUGUCCAUCCAUCAGGGCUGCCGGUCAGUCUCUGACUCUGUGUGGUCACUUCCACUACAUCUGCACAAUGUGCUCAUCCCAAGCCACUAGUUACUUGCACGCUUACAUACAUAGAUUCUUGUCGCAGAAUUGUUCCCGAUAUUUCCUGGGUGUUGAGAGAAUUGCCUUUGUCUCGUGAUGUUGCCAUACCAUAGCCUUGUUUGUCGUCUGUCCUGGGACUGGCUUCCCCCCCCCCUUUCCCUAAGUAUUAUAUGUAUUUUGACUGUUUGUUUUACCCAACGCUGGUUGUUGGGUGGGAAACAAAGUAAUGUCGUUACACGCGCCGUAGGCACGCUGGACGCGCUGGGCGUGUAGUUAAAGUACGCAUAAUUCGCCUGUUGCUGUUGUUGUUGCUGUUGCUGUAGUUUUACCGUAGUUCGCCAUCACGUGCAUUGCUCUGACUGUGUCUUCACAUUCCACAUAUAUAAUACUACUAGACGUACUGUACCUUCUUCUCCCGUAACUCUGAAUUGGCAGUGCUGGUUUUGACCCUAUUCGUUCUCUUCUAGGUUUUAGCUUGGGUCUCGGAAAGCAGAUACAUAACAAUGUCUGGAGGUUGAAAGUGGGGACAAUUGAGUGCCUGGCGCACUCAAAAGUCUGGCAUCGAUGAUAAAGACAUUUGCUUGUAGUUAGGCUUUCACGCUGGAGUGCACGUGCCUUGAUUUGUAUUCCUAAUCGAGUCGGAAAUGUUACAGGUUCUAUUUCCUGAUUGCUAUUUAUUCAGAAUCGAGCCAAAAAUGUUAAAAGUUUAUUUCCUGAUUGCUAAGAUUUUAAAGUACAACGCCUUUUUCUCUCCCCUAUUCUAUUGAAAUUUCUCUUUAUGAAUGAAAAACUUGUUUUAUAGAAAAACAUAACAUGGAACUGUUACAUCUUACUUUCACUGAUGCCUUCAUACGCUCUGUUGAAUUCCUGUAUCUAUCAGUGUGAUCUAGCAUAAUUUGUUUAGUGGUCCAUAUCCGCUAUGAAAUUGUCUGAAGACACCUAGAGGUAUUUGGAGUAUAUCCAGCAGUCCACAUGCAACACAUGCUGGCGUGUGUUCAAAGAAUAGGGGACUGUGUUAUAUUCUCAAUACAUUUUAUAGUUGAUAUGGAUUCCCUGUGACGUCAGUGUCCACUUGUUUUUUGUUUUAAAUUUAUUUUGUUUUGUUAGCAUAAUCACGGUUACUGAUUACCUUCUAUUUAAAGUCUAGAAUCACUUCACCGUAACCAUUUAUUAAAAUAUAAUGAAUAUAUUAUACUAUCUUUCUAACUUCUAAGACCUUGCCUCUUUCUUUUCAAAGAGAAGUGCUCCAAAUUUUCUUCUUUUUUUUUUCCUCUCAAAUUUCUGUCUGGGCCUUUUGUCUUCUCCCUAAUUAUCAUCAUCAUCAUUGCCAUCAUCGAGAUCAUGGCUUGUUUUAAUCCUCAGUCUGUUGGUAGCAUCUGUCCUUAACGUUAGUCCUCAUUCGAUGUGAUGACUGUUUGUGUAUAACAAGAAGACUUUGUCUGUCUGUCAACUUUAUUGGAAACUUCUGACUUGUCUCACAGUGGCUGGUCCGCUGAGACUUGUCUUGUUUCGUUUUUUUUUCCCUUUGGUUUUUCUACAAUAAAAGAAGUUCUUAAACGGAA